Lacerta agilis (Sand lizard) is the source of this 1656-nucleotide messenger RNA. RefSeq names its product WD repeat domain 74 (gene WDR74). Gene Ontology annotation, cellular component: nucleolus; preribosome, large subunit precursor. Lineage: Eukaryota; Metazoa; Chordata; Lepidosauria; Squamata; Lacertidae. Gene Ontology annotation, molecular function: protein binding. Gene Ontology annotation, biological process: ribosomal large subunit biogenesis. The record is from RefSeq and is a predicted model, not a curated record. Bases 82 to 1242 code for a protein of 386 amino acids. The transcript has 11 exons.
UACACUCUAAAGCGUCCGGCUCAACAGGGAUUUCGGGACAGGACGAGCCUCGGGAAGUCCAGAGGCGGGGCGACAGUAGAAAUGGCGUCUCCGGCGCGGGGUAACCACGUGUGGGUGGGGUCCGAGACGGGCAUCCUGAAAGGGAUCAACCUGCAGAAGAAACAGGCCACAAACUAUAAGUCAGGAGAUGCGGUACUCAGUCGACAUGAAGCUGUUACUGCCAUGUGUUGGGGCGAUCCCUACGAGUCUGAGAUCUUUGUGGGAUGCCUUGAUGGAUCUGUCAGACUGUUCAGUACUGAGAAGGGCAAGUUUACUGAGUCACGAGACUGUCUAGGAGGCGAGGGACCCUUUUGUGGCUUGGCUGUGCUUGACAAUUCCCUUAUCACCUGUGUACAGUCUGGUUUGCUGAAGGUCUGGCGGGAUGCUUCAUCAGAAAAUCUGGAGGUCCAGGUGGGCCCUGGCGUGUGCCGCAUGCGCCAGAACCCGGAACAGCCUCAUCGCGUGGCCACAGGUGGGAAGGAGAACUGCCUCAAGGUGUGGGACCUCCACCAACCACAGGAGCCCAUCUUCCGUGCCAAAAAUGUGCGGAACGACUGGCUUGACCUGAGGGUCCCUAUCUGGGACCGGGACAUGCAGUUCCUGCCUGGAUCAGAGAAAAUUGUUACCUGCACUGGACAUCACCAGGUCCGGAUCUAUGACCCUAGCUCCCCACAGCGGCGCCCUGUGUUGGAAGCCACCUUUGGGGAGUACCCACUCACUGCCCUCUCCUUGACACCUGACACAAAUGCUGUUGUUGUGGGCAGCUCACGUGGGGAUGUGGCAGUAAUUGAUCUACGGCAAGGGCGGUUGCUGAAGUGCCUCAAAGGCUUCGCUGGGAGUGUCCGUGCCAUCCAGUGCCACCCUGUGCUUCCACUGGUGGCCUCGUGCGGGCUGGACCGCUUCCUCCGUGUGCACAACCUCCAGCACAAGCGCUUGGAGCAUAAGGUGUAUCUGAAAUCUCGAUUGAACUGCUUGCUGCUAACCAGCAGAGAAAAAUGGGAGGAUGAUGGUGCCGACCCUUCAGCUGACCUCCAGAGUGACGUGAAAGAGGAGGAGGAGGUGGACGAGAUCUGGAACUCAAUGGAAGUGGUUGCCACCAAGCGGAAAGCAGAACGGCAGCCGUGCUCUGACGAGGGGAGGGACGCACCCCGAAGGGACAAGGGCCUCAAAAAGCCGAAGAAGAUUAAAAAAGCUGAAUCUUGAUAUCUGGGUGGGGAGGGGGGUUGGAAUGACAUUUGGUUUUUAAUAACGAAGGAGGCAGGCAUCACCAAAGUGCCUGAAUCUCAGCCUUGGACAUGGGUUUGCCACAAGCAAAGGCCUUGGCUGGUCAUGGGAGAAAAAGAGACAGAAACGUGAGCUGCUUUCUGCUGCCUCUUAGGACAAGUUUGCCAUGGGAGGGCUUUUAACCUCACAGCAGCCCCAGGUUGUUUUUUGGAUCUGGGGGGCUGGUGUGGCAGGAAUGUGAAGUUUUAUAGCAGGGGCUUCAUUUCAAGAACCUUAUGGAGACAACACAUUUUCCCCCUGCAUGUUUGAAAUUCUCAGUUUUCCUUCUCUCAUUUUGGCUGCUGUGCAGUUAAGACCGCUUGAAGCUAUUAAAAAGUACCUUCUUGCACAAUA